AUGCCUACCAUACAAGUUACAUUUCUUAUACAAUAUCACGUGAACAAUUUUUACCAUCACUAUGUUGCUGAAAUAGAUCUUAAGCCUAUGCUUCAGCACGCAGCGCUUCUAUCCUCGAAGCAGAAAUCAAAAUGCUAUGUCACCCAAGAAAUAUUAAAUAGCGUAAAAGAUGUCAGUUGUACCUAUAAGGAUAUAAUAUAUGUAAAUGAUCGAGAAUAUUUUCUUUCCAACAAGACUAUAGUGAACGGAGGAGACAAAUAUAUACUUAAUAGAAGUGACCAUGUCAGAGUGACAUGUACUGGUAGAUAUAAGUACAGUUCUAGUUUAUUUUCACCACGAUGGAAAGGCGUUAAAAUGGGCUUCCGCCCAGUGCAGACAUACCCAGUUCCACCAAAUCGUAAAGAUUCCUACAACGUUAUGAUCUUAGGCUUCGAUUCCACAUCUCACAAUGGAUUUAUAAGGAAAAUGCCGAAAAGUUACAAGUAUAUAUCUGAAAAUGCUGUCACCAUGAACGGUUACAACAUCGUUGGCGACGGAACCCCCGCAGCUUUAUUUCCCAUACUUACAGGCAAGACAGAAGAACAACAUCCCGAUUCAAGAAUAAAAAUAACAAAAAAUGUUUUCAUUGACCACACAUCGUUUAUUUUCCACAAAUUGAAGAGUUUUGGAUAUCAAACAGCGUAUUUGGAAGAUGAGCCACAAAUAGGAACCUUCCAAUACAGGUUCAAUGGUUUUCAACACCAACCAGCAGACCAUUACCUUCGUGCAUUCUUACUAGAACAUAAGAAAGAAUGGUUUCCUGAUCGCUGCUGCAUUGGUGCUAUUCCGGUGUAUGAGUUAUUGAUGAGUAUAUCCACUGAGCUAUUUCAGUUGGAUGGCAAAAAAUUUUGUUUCACAUUUUCAUCAGAUAUUAGUCAUGAUAACUUCGACCAAAUAUCGACAGCAGAUGAAUCACUUUUGUCAUUCAUGAAGACUUUUAGUACUACAAACAUAUUAGAAGACACACUUCUUAUUAUCAUGGGCGACCACGGAAGCAGGUUCUCGAAACUACGUGAAACAUAUCAAGGCAAACUAGAGGAACGUUUGCCCUUACUCUCUAUUUUCCUUCCGGAAAGACUCAAGCGACUCAGACCUGACGCUGUGAGGGCACUAAAUCAGAACGUGGAUAGAGUCACAACACCCUAUGAUUUACACACCACAAUAUUAGAUGUACUAGAUUUGAAGGACUUAAGCAAUAAGUACACAAUCCCUGGUUGUGAUUUACCCAGAUCUUUGAGUUUAUUAGAGCCGAUACCUGCAAACCGCUCGUGCGCCGAUGCUGGCAUCGCUCGUCACUGGUGCACCUGCACAAAGUGGCGCAGUGUGGCUACGUCGUCUCCCAUGUACAAACUGGUACCAACUGCUCUCGCCGAGUAUAUUAACUCUCUUACUUCAGAACUACGAUCGAAGUGCGAAAAAAGACAAAUUACAUCUAUUGGAUCAGUUUUGCUACAAGAAGUCGAGGAUCAGUUACUGAAAUAUGUAUACUUUAUGGAAGAAGAUGCAUUUUUUGGAAAUCCUCAAGUUUCUGCUCCAAAAACACCUUAUGAAUACUAUAUGGCUACGAUCAUAAUGGAUCCUGGACGAGCAGUAUUCGAAGGAUCUGUUAUUUACGAUACACAAACGAAAUUGUUUAUGAUCACUAAGAAUGAAAUAUCAAGAGUUAGUGCAUACAAAAACGAACCGCACUGUAUUAGCGCAACGCAUCCACAUCUAAAUCCAUUCUGCUAUUGCAAAGACCUUCUUUGA
Messenger RNA from Spodoptera littoralis (African cotton leafworm), 1788 nucleotides. The record is from the annotation of a GenBank genome assembly. NCBI's taxonomy places the organism in Eukaryota, Metazoa, Arthropoda, Insecta, Lepidoptera, Noctuidae.